CUCUUCUCCAUCUCUCUCUCUCUCUCGUAAUGGCCGGCGAACCACUCGAAGUUCAGGAUCGACUGGAAGGUUCCGAGGAUGACGACGCCCUCUCGCUCUCCGACUUCCCGCUCGCCACCACGACUCACCCCAGCAGUGACACCGACCUCGACCAUUUUUCCGACCGCCCUCACCGGUCCUCUUCGGAUUUCUUCGAGUUCUUCAUCGAUCUGGGCUCCCACAUGCGCUCCGCGGACGACCUCAUUGUCUCGGGGAAGCUCGUCCCCCUCCAGGAUCAGUCUGCGUGGCCGUCCAGUCGCGGCGCGGCGAUGGGCCGUCGCUGUGAGUCUCUUUCCGAGCUCGAGAGAUCGUCGGUCUCUCGAUCGAGAAGCUCGAGGGCGCAGCUGGCGAGGAGCAGCCGGUCGCUCGACUACCGGAAGCUCUGCCGGCCGUCGAACUCCCUAGUGGGAGAGGCAGAGAGGACUUCAUCGUCGGCCAGGAGCAUGGGGAGGUUGGAAUCGAUCGUGACGAAGCCGUCGCGGCCCCGGUGGCGCAUGCUACCGUUAGGAGUGGUGAAGCUGCCGGCAGAGAUGGAGCUGCGAGACAUGAGAAGCCGGCAGCUGCGCAGGAACCCAUCGACGCUGAUAGCUCCGCCGCCGCCGCCGGUGGUAGCCGGCGUCGGCGGGAAUCUUGCGGUUGACAGGGGCGGUUGGAAGGGGUCAUGGAAGCUGAUCAAGGCGCUGAGCUGCAAGGACCCGGCGACCGUCGCCGUGGCGACGUCGUUCGCCUGUUUGCCACACGUGUGAGGCUUUCCCUCGCGCUUGCGGGGCACGUGAUGACCCUAGUCUUUAAAUGUGAAUGGACCAUAUUACCCAUAGUUGGCUCAUAGCUUUCGCGCCCUUGGUCGGAGGGCAUAUAUGUCAAAACAAGAAAAUUUGGACGGCUUGCACGUGAGGAAUUAUAGUAAUUUGACGUUGCGACGAAGAAAGAGGAUGGAAAAUGGCUUUCUUCUUCUUCACUUCAGUGUGUGUAUGAUGAAGAAUGAUGACGUCACUGCCACAAUGCCAUUGGCUGGCUAUAUGCCACGUGUAAUUAAUGAGUAUAACGGGAAUCAUGAAAAUAAUUUAGUGGGUCUAGUUGAUGUAAUAAACAGGAAUUUUUUUUAUUCCCAGUACUUU
Rhodamnia argentea is the source of this 1157-nucleotide messenger RNA. RefSeq lists its product as uncharacterized. The transcript has a single exon. The coding region runs from base 30 to 785 and encodes 251 amino acids. Lineage: Eukaryota; Viridiplantae; Streptophyta; Magnoliopsida; Myrtales; Myrtaceae. The record is from RefSeq and is a predicted model, not a curated record.